GUCAGUGCAGAGGGGAGGAACAUCUGAUAGUUACCGGAUUAUCACAGAUUAUCACCGGACAGAGCAGCAGCGGCGGACCGAUUAUCUCUCUCAGCAGCUCUUCUUCUCUCUUCACCAUGGCUGAGACUCAGGGAAAAUUCGACUUCGCCAUCGACCGGGGGGGCACCUUCACCGAUGUGUUUGCCCGUCUGCCCGAUGGGAGCGAGAGAGUCCUGAAGCUCCUGUCCCGGGACCCCCAGAACUACAAAGACGCCCCAACAGAGGGGAUCCGCAGAGUCCUGGAGGAGGAAACGGGGCGGAUGUUCCCCCGCGAGCAGCCGGUGGACACCUCUCUGAUUGGCUGGAUCCGGAUGGGCACCACGGUGGCGACCAACGCUCUGCUGGAGAGAGAGGGGGAGCGCACGGCUCUGAUGGUCACACAGGGCUUCAAAGACCUGCUGCACAUCGGCACUCAGGCCAGACCCAAGCUGUUCGAUCUGGAGGUGGCAGUUCCUGAUGUGCUGUAUGAAGAAGUCAUAGAAGUGGCCGAGCGGGUUGUUCUCGUGCAAGAUGGCUGCCAGCUGCCCAGGAAAGACCCCAAGCGUAUUGUCACAGGCAGCACAGGAGACUCUCUGGAGGUGUGGAGGGAGCUGGAUCUGGAUCUGGUGGAGAAGGACCUGAAGGGGGUUUUGUCCCGGGGGAUCACCAGCCUCGCUGUCCUCCUGCUGCACUCCUACACAUGGUCGGAUCAUGAGAAAGCCGUCGGGGCUCUGGCUCUCCGUCUGGGCUUCUCUCAGGUGUCUCUGUCCAGCCAGGUGAUGCCCAUGGUGCGGGCGGUGCCUCGCGGAUACACCGUCUGCGCAGACGCAUACCUCACUCCCAAAAUACAUCAGUAUUUAAAAGGCUUCACCUCUGGGUUCAAGGGGGGCCUCAAGGAUGUGGACGUCCUGUUCAUGCAGUCGGACGGCGGGCUGACUCCCAUGGAUCAGUUCUGCGGGUCGCGGGCCGUCCUCUCCGGCCCCGCGGGGGGGGUGGUGGGAUACGCCAUCACUUCAUACAACCAGAUGGAGAAGAAACCUGUGAUUGGCUUUGACAUGGGAGGAACAUCCACUGAUGUAAGUCGCUACGCGGGUCAGUAUGAACACGUGUUCGAGGCAACGACUGCCGGGGUCACCCUGCAGGCCCCGCAGCUGGACAUCAACACUGUAGCUGCAGGAGGAGGGUCCCGCCUCUUCUUCAGAUCAGGGAUGUUUGUGGUUGGACCAGAGUCUGCAGGAGCUCAUCCAGGACCCGCCUGCUACAGAAAAGGCGGCCCUCUGACUGUGACCGAUGCUAACUUAGCUCUGGGUCGACUCCUGCCUUCCUUCUUCCCAAAGAUCUUCGGGCCGGGGGAGAAUGAGGCGUUGUCUUCAGAGGAAACCAUGAAGCAUUUCCAUCGUCUGAGCAAGGAGAUCAACCUCUUCCUGUCCUCUAAGCAAUCACAGGUUAGUACAAAUGGAGCCAACGGCAGCGGGUCAGAGAUGAGUGUGGAGGAGGUUGCGAUGGGAUUCAUCCGUGUUGCUAAUGAGGCCAUGUGCCGGCCAAUCAGAGCGCUGACACAGGCUAAAGGCCAUGACACCUCUCAGCAUGUGUUGGCAUGUUUCGGGGGGGCAGGUGGGCAACAUGCCUGUGCCAUCGCCCGCGCCCUGGGGAUGAAGACAGUCUUCAUACACAAAUACAGCGGCGUGCUGUCGGCCUACGGCCUGGCUCUGGCUGACGUGGUGGAGGAGGAGCAGGAGCCGUGUUCCCUGCAGUACGAGCAGCUGGCCUUCAGGGAUCUGAACCGGAGGGUGGAGCAGCUCUCAGAGCGCUGCCGAGAGACGCUGUGUGCCCGAGGAUUCAGCAGCAGUCAGAUAUCGCUGGAGGUCUUCCUCCACCUGCGAUAUAAAGGCACAGACUGCGCUCUCAUGGUCACCGCUGACGCUCACCCCGCUAACGCUCAGUCCUGUGCAGCCGGAGACUUCCGCAGCGCCUUCACCAAGCGUUAUCUGAAGGAGUUUGGAUUCACCAUCCCAGACAGACCCAUCAUGGUGGAUGACAUCAGAGUGAGGGGUUGUGGGAAAUCUGGGAUCAAAUCUGUGUAUAAAACCAAGACGGGGCGCGGACAUGCCAAACCAGUCACGAUGACCAAGUGUUACUUUGAGGAAGGGUACCUGGACACAGGUGUGUAUCUGUGGGAGGAGCUGCCGUCCGGUCACAGCAUCAAGGGACCGGCCAUCAUCAUCGACAAAAACAGCACCAUCCUGGUGGAGCCGUGCUGUGAGGCCCGGCUGACAGCAGGGGGCGAUGUGUGCAUGACGGUGGGCUCGGACCCUCACUGUGCUCUGGGCACGGAGCUCAACACCGUGCAGCUCUCCAUCUUCUCACACCGCUUCAUGAGCAUCGCAGAACAAAUGGGUAGGGUUCUCCAAAGAACCUCCAUCUCCACCAACAUCAAGGAGCGUCUGGACUUCUCCUGUGCCGUGUUCGGACCUGACGGAGGUUUGGUGUCCAACGCGCCCCACAUCCCCGUGCACCUGGGGGCCAUGCAGGAGACCGUGCAGUUCCAGAUCAGGUCUCUGGGGAACACUUUGAAAGAAGGCGAUGUGAUCCUGAGUAACCACCCGUGUGCGGGGGGGAGCCACCUCCCCGACCUCACAGUCAUCACACCAGUGUUCAGGAAGGGGGUGAGCAGUCCUGUGUUCUUCGUGGCCAGCAGGGGGCACCAUGCUGACAUCGGAGGCAUCACUCCAGGCUCCAUGCCCCCCCACUCCACCUCCCUUCAGCAGGAGGGGGCCGUCUUCAUCUCCUUCAAACUGGUCACUGGUGGGGUCUUCCAGGAAGAGGCUGUAACUGAAGCUCUGAUGGCUCCGGCCCAGUACCCAGAAUCCUCUGGGACUCGUAAUCUCCAUGACAACCUGUCAGACCUGCGGGCUCAGGUGGCAGCCAAUCGGAGAGGCAGCCAGCUGGUGGGGGAGUUGAUUGACAGCUACGGGUUAGCGGUGGUUCAGGCCUACAUGGGAUACAUCCAGAGUAAUGCAGAGCUGGCGGUGAGGGACAUGCUCAGAGACUUUGCUCGGCGCCGCCGGCAAGAAACGGGCUCCUUAGAUGUGGAGGCGGAGGAUUUCAUGGACGACGGGACAGCGAUCAGACUGAGAGUUCAGAUAAAUGAAACAGAGGGCAGUGCGGUGUUUGACUUCACGGGGACGGGGACCGAGGUUUGGGGGAACUGCAACGCCCCGCGCGCCAUCACCCUCUCCGCCCUCAUCUACUGCCUGCGCUGCAUGGUGGGCCAGGACAUCCCCCUCAAUCAGGGCUGUCUAGCUCCGAUCAAAGUGGUCAUUCCCCCCGGCUCGAUCCUCCAGCCUUCCCAGAAUGCAGCAGUGGUCGGAGGAAACGUGCUCACAUCCCAGAGAGUGGUGGACGUCAUCUUCAGGGCGUUUGAGGUGUGCGCCGCUUCACAGGGCUGCAUGAACAACAUUUCCUUCGGCAGUGAGAGCGUUGGUUACUAUGAGACGGUUGCCGGGGGAGCGGGGGCGGGGCCAGGCUGGAGGGGGCGGAGCGGAGUUCACAGUCACAUGACCAACACCCGCAUCACCGACCCCGAGAUCCUGGAGAAGAGAUAUCCCGUCAUCUUAGAGCACUUUUCUCUGCGGCCCGGCUCAGGAGGAGCAGGGAAAUACUGCGGGGGAGACGGGGUGGUGCGGAAACUUCUGUUCAGGAACCAGGUGGUGCUGUCGGUGCUGACGGAGAGGAGGUCCACCCGACCGUACGGCCUGCAGGGGGGUGAGGACGGUUCCUCCGGGUUGAACCUCCUGCACAGAGCCGACGGACGAGUCCUCAACCUGGGAGGCAAGACCAGCAUCAGCCUGCAGCCCGGGGACAUGUUCUGCCUCUACACCCCCGGAGGAGGAGGGUAUGGAAGAGAGGGGGACACGAACGGAAAACCCCAAACGAAGCGCCGGCGCCUCAACGACUCUUUCCCCGAGAGAGGCAGCGUCUUCGAGUACCGGAUGGCCCAAGAGGGAGUGUGAAGAGGAGUCAGAAAGAGAGGAAGAGUUAACAGAGAGAAGAAGAGGAGGUGGGAAAUCACAGAAACAGAGGGGGGCUUUUUGUCAGUGAAACGAUCAAAGCAAUAAACUGUGAGACAGAGAAAGGCACACACUAACGUUAAAAAGGGGAAAUAUGUCAAGCAACAGAUUUAUUUUGGAAAGCAUAAAAUAACCUCAGGCACAAAACUAAUUUCAAUAAUACUGUUUUGUAGAAUCUGUUUACAAAAAUGUAAUUGUUUGUUUAAAGGUGGGGUAGGUAAGUUUGAGAAACCGGCUCGAGAUACACUUUUUGUUAUAUUCCAUGGA
Messenger RNA from Trematomus bernacchii (emerald rockcod), 4355 nucleotides. It is a transcript of the gene oplah, whose product is annotated as 5-oxoprolinase, ATP-hydrolysing. Gene Ontology annotation, molecular function: 5-oxoprolinase (ATP-hydrolyzing) activity. The coding region runs from base 117 to 4031 and encodes 1304 amino acids. NCBI's taxonomy places the organism in Eukaryota, Metazoa, Chordata, Actinopteri, Perciformes, Nototheniidae. The transcript is spliced from 27 exons. Gene Ontology annotation, biological process: glutathione metabolic process. The record is from RefSeq and is a predicted model, not a curated record. Gene Ontology annotation, cellular component: cytosol.